Molecule: messenger RNA, 5981 nt
Organism: Lytechinus pictus (painted urchin)
Lineage: Eukaryota; Metazoa; Echinodermata; Echinoidea; Temnopleuroida; Toxopneustidae
Product: exostosin-2-like
Exons: 11
Coding region: 186-2306 (706 amino acids)
Cellular component (GO): membrane
Molecular function (GO): glycosyltransferase activity
Source: RefSeq, a predicted model, not a curated record
GAACUUCGGAUCGACCGGAAAUAUUGCAACGAAAACACGUCAACAAACUCAAUCAAACAGCUGAAUUUUUCGACAUUUCAGCCUAAUAUCGAUGGGUUUUGGUCACUUGGAAGCAUGAAGAAAAUGAUAGUGGGGUAACAACUGUCUUUCCUCGUUGGUACGUGAGCUGACCAAAUUACAUCGGCAUGAUGAAGAAAGCAAGGGGGCCGAAACUCAGGCCCAAGUACCACUCCUUCUACCUGGCUCUUUUCUCCAUCAUCCUCGCUGGCAUCAUCGUGACUGGCAUCUUCCAGUUCUGGCCCCAUUCCAUCGAGUUGGAGAGGCAGCCGCGGUAUCACAUCGAAAGCUAUCAAAACCUACAGGAGGUCAAGGUCUCGGAGGGGUCACCUCUGGGGGCAAAGACCGUGCAGGAGUGCCACUACCAUGAUUGUUUCGAUGUCUAUCGGUGCGGUUCGGACACCAACAGAAUCAGUGUUUACAUUUACCCCAUGAGGAAGUAUGUGGACGAGAGCGGGGUGCCGAUUACGGGGCAGAUCUCGAGGGAGUUUUAUGAAGUUCUCAAUGCUAUUGCGAACAGUCCGUUUUAUACGUCCAAUGCGGACCAGGCGUGUCUGCUGGUGCCGUCCAUUGAUUUGUUGAAUCAGAACACAAUGAGGGUGAAGGAGAUGGGACAAGUCUUGAAUCGACUCCCAAGAUGGAACGGAGGCACCAACCACCUCCUCAUCAACAUGCUCCCAGGCACCAUACCCGACUUCAACACAGCCCUGGACGUCCCCAGGGGUAACGCCAUCCUGGCUGGUGGGGGAUUCUCCUCCUGGACGUACAGGCCCGGCUACGAUGUCAGCAUCCCGGUCUUCAGCACGGCCAUGUCCACUGUCAAAAUGAGCGAGAGGCCGUUCGACACCGUGCGUCCUUACCUAGCCGUCUCCACGCAAGCCGGGAUCCAUGAUGACUACCGAACCCAGCUUCUAACCAUAGCUAGCACCAACCCAGACUUCCAGGUCUUGGACGAGUGCAAGACUGAAGAAGGGCUGCCAGAUCCCUUCAAGAGAUGCCAGGACAACAAAGCUUUCAGCUAUCCUCAUAUAUUACAGGAUGCUACAUUUUGUAUAGUGCUACGUCGGACACGCCUUGGACAAGCUGCCCUCAGUGAUGCACUCCAAGCUGGAUGUAUACCGGUCAUCAUCAGUGACGCCUACAUCUUACCUUUCUCUGAAGUUAUUGAUUGGAAAAGGGCAUCACUGGUUGUCCGAGAAGACCGCAUCCCUGACCUUCCCGACAUCUUGCACUCCAUCGAGCUUGAGCACAUCCACCAGAUGAGACGGCAGGUCCGGUUUCUAUGGAAACGGUACUUCAGCAGCAUGGCUAACAUCACCCUGACAACGCUGCAGAUCAUCAAUGAUCGUGUCUUCCCGUACAAGGCUAAGGAUUACGAUUGGUGGAAUGAGCCGACUCCAAGGAGAGGUGCCCAGAACCCGCUGUUCUUGCCUAUCAUCCCUCCCAAGUCACAUGGCUUCACUGCCGUGGUACUCACCUAUGACAGGGAGCAGAGUCUCUUCGAGAUCAUCAAGCAAAUCUCGCAGACGCCGAGUCUCUCCAAGGUUCUGGUUGUCUGGAACCAUCAAGAAAAGACACCACCACCUGCUGAUCGAUGGCCCAAGAUCAACAAACCCUUGAAGGUCGUUCAGACCAAAGAAAACAAACUAAGCAAUCGAUUCUAUCCUUACGAUGAGAUUGAGACAGAGUGCAUCCUUGCUAUCGAUGAUGACAUCAUCAUGUUGACACCGGAUGAGCUGGAGUUUGGUUAUGGGGUUUGGAGAGAGUUCCCUGAUCGUCUUGUAGGUUUUCCAAGCCGCCUUCAUCUUUGGGACGAGGCUCAUGGUAAAUGGAAGUAUGAAAGUGAAUGGAUGAAUGACCACUCUAUGGUUCUCACAGGGGCUGCAUUCUAUCAUAAGUAUUUCAGCUAUGCCUACACACACAAGAUGUCACCGCACAUCAAGACAUGGGUGGAUGCCCAUAUGAACUGUGAAGAUAUCGCUAUGAACUUCCUCAUUGCUAACAUCACCGGAAAAGCACCCAUGAAGGUUACUCCCAGGAAGAAGUUCAAGUGUCCAGAGUGCACCAGCGUCGAGAUGAUCUCGGCCGAUCUUAAUCACAUGGUGGAGAGGUCCGAGUGUAUCAUGGAGUUUGAAAAAGAGUAUGGCAUGAUGCCUCUGAAGACUGUCCAGUUCAGAGCCGACCCGGUACUCUACAAGGACAACGUCCCUGAAGAACUGAAGCGAUAUCAUACUAUUGGGAGUUUGUAGGUGUGAAAGUGUAAUAGGAAGAAUUGAAACAUUGCUAUACUCCAGGAGACAGUAUCCCUAUACAAUGGCUUGAUGCCUUAGAAGGCGGUUCAUUUCAGAGCAGAUCUAGUCACCUUUAAGGACAAUGUCCCUGAAGAGGUACCAUACCAUUGGGAGUCUGUAGGUAGGCCUAUAUAACAUAUAUCUGCUGAUGCCGUUAAAGACUGUCCACUUCAGGGCCGACCCGGUCCUCUAUAAAGACAACGUCCCUGAAAAACUGAAGCAGCAUCAUACUCUUGGGAGCUUGUAGGUGUGAAAAAUAUUGCAGCAUUUCAAGGAUCACCCUUUGAUGCAAUUCAAGACUGUCUGUUUCAGGGCCAUUCCUGUUCUCUAUAAGGACAACGUACCUGAAGAAAUGAAGCGGUGUCGGACAUGAAGCUGCAGUCCAGAAAUCCCCCUAGCAGUAGAAAGACAUUAUUCCUGAAGGAAUAAAACAUUGCUAUACUACACGGAACAGUAUUCCUGGAUUUCGCUUUAUGCCUUCAGAACACUCUAAAAUUCCCGAAGAACUGAAAGUGAUAUCACGCCAUUGGGAAUUGUAGUCAGUACAUCAGUGGAUUCAUGCAGGGUCAUUUGUAUUUUGCAAGUACAAGUUCAUCCCAGGUGGGAAUUUCAUAAAGCUGUUUGUAAGUUAAGAGUGACUUUAAGAAGGACUGGUGAUCCUUUUUUGUGGUAAAUGAUAUUCACCAUUAAAAUGUUCAUUGGUGAUUAUUUAGCACGUAAGAAAGGUUCACCAGUCAUUCUUAAAAUCACUCUUAACUUAUAAACAGCUUUAUCAAACACCCAACAGGUUUAUAAGCUUGUCAACCUUCACCAACAGAUGCGCAAUGCAGAAAUUUGUCAUCAAACUAAAUUGAUCACUAGUGUAGAUGACACCGUCAAAUAUUAUCAAUCUGGUGCUUGCCUCUUUUUGUGCCCCAAUUAUCUUCAAACCUGCAAAACAUUAACUAUAUUUGGUGAAGGAUAAUAUUUAUUUACAUGUAUAUGUAUAAUUACGGUUUAUUUAAAAUGUUUUGUCAAUCAUUGGACAUAAAGGGAAACUAAUAUGUCGUGAUGUAAAUAGAAUUGACAAUUGAUGCUUCCACUGACUAUCCUUUUUUUGUAAUGAUGGCUAAUGCUAAUGCCAAAGUAUUACACUAUGGGAAGUAUUAGGAGAAAAAUAAAUUAUGGAGAUAAGGUAUCAGUGCAUCGUGCAGGUCUCAUGAGCAGUGUCAUUCAUAGAAAGCCUAGCAAGUAUAACGUGGAGGUUUACGGUUCACCAUGUGUAAUAUGAAGAAGGGAAGGAAAUACAGGCAGAAAGGUUGAAAUUGAAAGACGAGAUGGGAUGAAAAGAGGAAAUUAGAAGGAUUCUUUCUUGAAAGUGAGUGAAGUCCUGAAAAGGACUGUAAACCAGAUGAGAUGAGCUGAAUAUGGCUUGAGUAGCGAUGGUUUGAGUAGUAGCAGGAUGAAGUGAAGAGAGGUUACUUGACGUUUCGGGCAGGUUGACUGUCCGUCCUCAUAUUACACAUGGUGAACCGUAAACCUUCUCCACGUUAUAAACUCCACCAAGCAAACCUACAAAGAUCAUCCUUAGCAAGUAUGUUAAUCAUAGUGAGCAGAAGAGUCUUGAAAACCUUUUUUUGAAUUUUGUUGGUAGAAACUAAAAAACGGUAUCCCAAAGAACAUUGGGUUUAUCCUACACAGGAAUCAUGUUCUGACAGUAUUUGAAUAAUGCAUGUAUAAACAAUGAAGAAAUGUAUGGUCUUUUGUACCAUUAUGAUGAAUAGAAGUAGAAUAUUUUUUUUAUAUUAUAGAGAUAAGGGGCCCAUAACACAAAACUUAGCAAUGAUCGUUGAACAUUUUUCUACGAUUGAUUCCAUUGACUACACUGUCAGACCUGCCAACCAGUACGUUUUAGCCGUAUUUAGUACGUUUUUUUUAUUAUUUUUUUUACUAAAUCGUAAUUUAUUGAGAAAAAUAAUCUCUAUAUGUCUCUAUUUCAUAAAACGUACACAAAUAUGGUUAUUAGAUCAAUGUAAUUUCAGGUAACUUGUUUUUUUUUUCAAUCAUUUUGUUAAAACCAGGGUGACGAUAUACACAUGUUUUAAUGUUUUUUUUUUUCAUCUGCAAGAGCAGUGCGUAUUUUAGCUUGCAUGCAGCUUGAGUGCCGCGAUGAGCGAGUGUGCCAAGCAUUUUAUUAUGAAAUACACUUUUUUGGGGAAAAAUACAUUUUUUUAAAUCACAGAAUACAGUUUUUCAUUCCCAGAGGUUGGCAGGUCUGCACUGUACAAUCAAUCGUGAAAAUCAAGCGUACGAUUACUCGCUAACCUUUGUGUUACGGAACCCUGAUCAGUACAUAAUAACAUAAAGAACCAAUCUAUUGUUGGAUUGCCGGUAUUUUUAUGUCUAUGGCAGACUAUGUACAAAAUGUAAAGAUCGUAUCUCAUCAUGUUACAUCCCAGAUGAUUGAAGAGACACAUUUUUCUUACAUUGAGGCUGUUCUCACUACGUUCCUAAAACUAGUUUACUGGAAACUAGUUUAACGCGUAGUGAGAACGGUCGAAGCGAUCUUCCAAACCAGUUUGGAAAACCACCUCGCGAUGUAGUUUUCAAGAUCGCUUUGCCUCGUUAAACUGGUUUUAGCGCAAGUGAGGACACAACCGUUCUUCGGGAAGCGAUCUUCGCACAUUUUGAGCGCGCUACUCCACACGACAGGUGUAGAAUGCCUAUGCUGCGGUUUCGAAUUUCGCGCGAAACGUGUCACCCCACUGAGAGCGUUUCCAUAGUAACAAGAGCGCUUUACGUGAAGUGAUUUUGAAAACCACUUUCGUGUGAUCAAGUGGGAACGCUAGCAAAGCGAUCUUCCAAAGUGGUUUCCUGAAUCGGUUUCCAGUAAACUAGUUUUAGAAAGCGUAAUGAGAACGGCCUCAUAGAAUGGUUAAAAAAAGGAAAGGAGGAUUACAGCUUUAGCACACAAACACCAAAAUAUUGGUAAUGAAAUUCCAUAACCUACAAGUGUUUUUUCUCAAAGGCUGGAGGGUGUAACAUAUAUUUAUAGAUGCAAUGGAUCAUAACUUUUUGUACUUAGUUUGUGUUAGGCUUACAAUUUUACUUGUGUAAUUGAUCGUAUUUGUUUGUGUUACAAGGCCUAUUUAUUGUCAUGCAUUUUGGCUCUCUACUGGAAGAGUUACUGCAUCACCUUGGUCUUAAACUUUUGCAAAUUAAUAUUUUCAUGUAAGCUAAGUAUUUAUGGAGAGAGGUUUAGCAAAUUAAGGCCAGUCGGAAAUGAGCAAUGAUGAAAUUACACUAUCUCAGAUCUGAUAUAACUGAAUGCUUACUUUGAAGGGGGUGGAAGCCCUUACAAGAAUUAUAUAAUAAAAGGAAUGAAAGAUAUUUAACCCUAUGUUUCUGUUUAACAACUCAUCCAAUAUUUGCUUCGCAUUUUCAUUUUGGAAGCUUGCAGGAUCAAGAUAUACCCAUUAUUCUGGAAAUGCAUCACAAUUUCAUGAUAUAUACAGUUACAUUAGUUAAAUAUUAAGGUGCACACUGCACAAGGUGUAGAGGAAAAUGAAGGUGUAAUGUAAUCUGGAGACUUAACAAUGAAAAUACGAACGAUGAAUGCUUUGUUUUAUAAUAAAAUUUGUAUUUAUUACUUUC